AUGCGAGAAUUAAAAGGCGCAGGAGGGGAUGCCACUACGCCAAUAAUUGCCUAUACGAGCAAAAAGUCCGCCAAUGACACCGACUACGGUAGUAUCAUUGCCGGCUGCGGUGUGGCGCUGGGGUAUGAAGCCGAUGCCGAGAAGACGGCAGCGCAUUUCGGACACUUGCCCGACGGGCAGCGCUAUUACCGCACCGGGGAUCAGGGCGUAAUGCACCGAGCAGGCUACGUCGAGAUCCUCGGCCGCCUGGACAACCAAGUGAAGAUGAAUGUGCAAGCAUCGCUUUCACGGGUUGUCGCCCACGGCGGCCAGAAAUCCCUAGCGUCGUACGUAGUGCCGCUGGUGUUUGAUCGCCUGGCAUUUAAGCUGGAAAAGCGCGGGAUAAGAAGGGGAAUAGACGCUUCGGCAACGGUCAAGGACUUGAAGCCGCUCACGCCACAGACGAUAUUGUCCGACGCUGCCCGACGGGCACUGGCCCGCAAGAGCUAUCGCCGCUAUUAUCAGGCUGACGACCAACUGACGCUGGAAACGCUGCAACCGUUGCUUCGCAUUACGGUGCAGCCCGCGAGGAAUAAGCGCCGGCUGCACCUGCCUCCGGAAAGGCUGUGGCCGGAGCUUGCCGUGCUGCUGACGCCCCUGCGCGCCUUCAAACAUCAAAUCGAAGGCCUAAACAAGCACAUCUACCCUUCUGCAGGCGGGCUUUAUCCCGUGAGAAUAUACGUGACGCUCUCCCGCGCCUGGGGCGAGUGUCGGGGCCAUUGCUAUUACCACCCUGAAAACCACGCACUGAUGCAGCUUGCCGACGAUCCCCAACUGCUGCCGGAAACAGGAGUCUAUCUGCACCUGAAUGCGUUUCUGCCGGCCAUUGAGCCCGAGUACCAUGAAGAUGCGCCGGCGUACAGCAUGCUGGAAGCAGGUCCUAGCUAG
Hirsutella rhossiliensis is the source of this 927-nucleotide messenger RNA. Its product is annotated as AMP-binding enzyme domain-containing protein. The record is from RefSeq and is a predicted model, not a curated record. Gene Ontology annotation, molecular function: phosphopantetheine binding; oxidoreductase activity. The transcript is spliced from 4 exons. Gene Ontology annotation, cellular component: cytoplasm. Lineage: Eukaryota; Fungi; Ascomycota; Sordariomycetes; Hypocreales; Ophiocordycipitaceae. Gene Ontology annotation, biological process: amino acid activation for nonribosomal peptide biosynthetic process; secondary metabolite biosynthetic process. Bases 1 to 927 code for a protein of 308 amino acids.